CAGCCUACAGUUUUGGUUCCGUGAUUAUUGUCUUAUAACAUUACUGACUCUAAAAUAUAAAUGAUAGGCGCGAAUAAGUUAUUUAAUUCUAAAAUCUAGAGUGCAAAGGACAAUGAAGAAAAUCUGCCGAAUUUGCCUGGAUAAAUCCGGAGACAUGGUCAAUGUAUUUGACAACCCGAUAGAACUGGGCAUUUCAAUUGCUGAUAUGAUAUCGCAAUUUACCGGUUCGCACGUUUCUAGAGAAGAUCCUUUUCCAGAGACCAUUUGCCCGCCCUGCCUUCAGGAUGCUAAAAUCGCAUAUCAGAUCAAACAAAGAUACGAGAAGAACCAGCAGAUUUACUCUCAGUACAAAGAGCAAAUCUUGCAUGAGGAGGAAUUUGUGAUUCCAGACUUUCAGAGAACCAGAUCUAACAGUGGUGAAAAAAGCCAAGAGUUUAACUUGCAGAUAAAGCUAGAAGAAAUCGAUGAUAAUUUUCUGGAGAUGGAGGAGCCCUACGAAGAUGAAUGCCUAGUAAAGAACGAAGCAAUUAAUGAUGAUGUAAUUGAGGAAGGAUCGUGCCAAAUUCCAGAUGUUAAUAUCGACCAUUAUAUAAAACAAAAUCAUCAUAGCACAGCCUCAUCGAUAUUGAAAUCAGUUGAAAACCAAAUUAUUGCUAUAUUGAAAGAAAACGAACUCCUCAGAGUUAAGCUUGACCUAGUUUCAAAGGAGUUUGCUGAGCUCGCGGGAAAAAAGGGUCAGCAAAAGCACAAACCAAAAGUCACACACAAAAAAGAUGAUGCGCCUGAACCCUCUAAGGUCAUAAGAUUCCCCAUUACAUCUUUGGCCGAAUUGGACCAUUUUGAAAGACAAUUUUCCCCAGAUUUUAGGGACUUUUAUAUCAGUAGAAUUUGCGACCACUUGGCCCGCGGUCCCCUUUCCAGGAAACUGAAUAAUAUUCUGGACGAGGACCUCGUAAACAAAUUUAAUUUGAAAGGAAGUGCCGGUAAACUGUCUUUAGGGUCCUACAAGUCUUUUUAUGACGUCUUGGAGGCUGCGACAAAAAUAGUCCACCCAAACGAGCCGGUCAAAAAUGUGAUUCGAAAGGCUUUAGGAACCAUAAAAAACAAAAUAGUUAAAAGAAAGUCGAGAUCUAGGAAAGGAUUGCAGUCGCAUAUAUAAAAUAUAUCCAUGUUAAUGUACUAAUAGUGUUCUAGAUUAAUAAUGUUCUACAAAAUAUAACAUUUUAAAAUUGUAUAAGAUAAAAUGUUUUACACCGAGUGUAAUCAUAAAAUUUAAAAAA
Molecule: messenger RNA, 1280 nt
Organism: Drosophila suzukii
Lineage: Eukaryota; Metazoa; Arthropoda; Insecta; Diptera; Drosophilidae
Product: zinc finger protein Paris
Cellular component (GO): nucleus
Molecular function (GO): zinc ion binding
Source: RefSeq, a predicted model, not a curated record